Molecule: messenger RNA, 2183 nt
Organism: Zingiber officinale
Lineage: Eukaryota; Viridiplantae; Streptophyta; Magnoliopsida; Zingiberales; Zingiberaceae
Product: aspartic proteinase 36-like
Exons: 10
Coding region: 245-1699 (484 amino acids)
Biological process (GO): proteolysis
Molecular function (GO): aspartic-type endopeptidase activity
Source: RefSeq, a predicted model, not a curated record
UUAAAUCUCGUCGUCCCCCGUUUUCUCCUCUCCACCUUCCUCUGCCAUCUCUCUGUUCUCUCCUUUUCUCCCAUUUUCCCGCUCCAAAACAAGCAAGGGAAGGAAAGGCCGAGCCCCUGUUAUUCAUUUAUCGCCCUUCCUUCUUUCCUUCCUUCCUUCCUCCUCAAACCCUCCCCGACGGCGAUGUCGUUGCCCUGAGGAACAUCGACCGACCGACUUUAUUCGUCCCGACAAUCCUACCGCGAUGGUUCCCCAAUACUCUCCCUCUUCCUCUUCCUCGUCGCUUCUCGCUCUGCUCCUCGUGCUGCUGCUGGCGUUGGCUCCGUCAAUUACUGCCGUUGGGCUACUUAAGGUGCGCCACAAGUUUCUCGGCCGCAGGCAGGCCAUCGCCGAGCUCCGCACCCACGACAUCCACCGCCACAGCAGGAUCCUCGCCGCGGUCGAUAUCCCUAUCGGUGGCUCCGGCAUCCCCACCGACGCUGGGUUAUACUAUGCGGAAAUUGCGAUUGGGACUCCGCCCACCAACUUCCACGUGCAAGUCGACACAGGGAGCGACCUUCUUUGGGUGAAUUGCAUCUCGUGCGUGGAGUGCCCUAAGAAGAGCGAUCUUGGUUUUGAUUUGAUGUUAUAUGAUCCAAAGGCUUCUACAACUUCGAGGUUGGUUUCCUGUCAAGAUAAAUUUUGCCUAUCCACAUAUGGAGAUAUACCUGGUUGCUUUUCGAAUUUUCCAUGCGAGUAUAAAGUGGUUUAUGGUGAUGGGAGCACAACUGCGGGUCUUUUUAUCACAGACACUAUUGAGUAUAAUCAAGUAUCAAGUGGCCACCAAACUCAACUAGCUAAUGCAACUGUCACAUUUGGGUGUGGUGCUCAUCAAUCUGGGGAUUUGGGUACAAGGGUAUCACUUGAUGGAAUUCUUGGUUUUGGCCAGUCAAAUUCAUCCAUGAUCUCACAGCUUGCUGCUUCUGGUAAAUCUGGCAGGAUAUUUGCUCACUGUUUAGAUACAGUAAAUGGAGGUGGAAUUUUUAUCAUAGGACAUGUAGUAGAGCCUAAAGUGAAGACAACACCUUUGGUACCUGCGCAGCCACACUAUAAUGUUAAUAUGAAGGGAAUUGGAGUGGGUGGAGCUUUCUUACAACUUCCUACUUAUUUAUUUGACACUGGCGACGGGAAAGGGACCAUAAUUGAUAGCGGAACAACAAUGACUUAUCUACCAGACGAAGCCUACCAGGCAGUGAUGAAAGCAAUAUUUUCCAAUCAUCCGAAUUUGAGCUUCCACAACAUUCAAGGCUUUCUGUGCUUCCUAUAUUCUGGAAGUGUUGAUGAUGAAUUUCCAGAUGUUGUAUUUCAUUUUGAGAACUCACUUUUGCUGAAUGUAUAUCCUCAUGAUUAUCUUUUUCAAAACGGGGACGAUGAUUAUUGUGUUGGAUGGCAAAGCGGAGGUACCAUGCCUAGUGAUGGCAAGGAUAUGUUCCUUCUUGGAGAUUUAGUCCUAUCAAAUAAGUUAAUCGUCUAUGAUCUUGAGAACCAAGUCAUUGGAUGGACUGAAUACAAUUGUUCCUCAAGCAUCAAAGUCCAGGAAGGCAAGACUGCGACAACUUAUUCUGUGGAUGCUCAUAACAUUUCUUCUGGCAGAAGAUUGCAGCUGCAAAGUUCGACGGUAUUAUUGCUCCUAACCUAUCUUCUUCAUUGGAUUUAUUGAAUUUGACUAAAUUCGCCUCAUUCAUAUUCUUUAAAAAAAAACUGUCCCUUUGCUUUCUGGCUUCAACAUGACCCCUUUUUUUUCCUUUGAAGAAUUCAUUCCUCAGACCACAGGCAAUGAUAAUAGAUUUAUGUAUAUUAACAAAUUUUGAAGGAAAUAAUGUUGAUUUGCUUGAUGUUUGAUGAGUUGGAUGUCAUAAAUUUAUGUAGAAUGGGUUCUUUCAUUUCAAGUUUGUUUGUUAAUAUUGUUAUAAAUGUAUAAAAGAAACUAGGGCUUUGUUGCUUACGGUGUUUUCACCCAACAUUGUUGUCGCUUUGCAACCAUGUCUCUCUCCACCUAAGUUGGCUUCAUCGAGAUGUAAAUUUCACUAGAUGCACAUGGUUUAUAGUAUGGGUGCAAAUGAUUUGAGCAUGUUCGUGAGCUUUUCGAGUCGGCUUGAAAAAUAUUUGAUUCAUGUUCGAAACUAUCCAAUUCAAGCAACGGA